This is a messenger RNA of Tribolium castaneum (red flour beetle), 2354 nucleotides long. RefSeq lists its product as uncharacterized. NCBI's taxonomy places the organism in Eukaryota, Metazoa, Arthropoda, Insecta, Coleoptera, Tenebrionidae. Bases 65 to 2320 code for a protein of 751 amino acids. The transcript is spliced from 10 exons. Gene Ontology annotation, cellular component: plasma membrane. Gene Ontology annotation, molecular function: odorant binding; olfactory receptor activity. Gene Ontology annotation, biological process: detection of chemical stimulus involved in sensory perception of smell; sensory perception of smell. The record is from RefSeq and is a predicted model, not a curated record.
CCACACAUUUCUAUAAAAUCUCAGCACGUGUGAAAUUAGCUUAAGUGCACUUAGACCAGGCAAAAUGAAGCAUGUGAUAAUGGACGAAUUGCUAAUCUUCUUGACGUUCUUGGGUCUGUGGCCAAGAACGCCAACAUCUCCAAAAAUAAUUUCUUACUUAAUGAUCUACUCAACUUCUUUUCUUUUCUUCGGAAGUUCAAUCUACCUGAUUCUGCAUCGCAAAUUUGGAAGCGAUGAAAUUGACACCAUUGAAAUAAUCACGAGCCAGUUCGGGGUCUUGUAUUAUCUAACACUUCUUGUGGUGAAACGGGACGGUAUUACGAAAAUCGUAAACUUGCUGUCAGAUUUUUCGAAAUUCGGGAAACCCCCGCUUUUUGAUCAACGCAGCAGGAGACUCAAUUUACUGCUGCGCCUCUUUGUGACAGUGCUUCUCGCUGCUACCGUUGCUAUAGUCUCUGUCCCGGUGGUGUUUAUUAAUUCUUGUAAUAAGCAAAAUUUGCAACUGAACGCCACGAAGAUUUGUGGCUUAGCGGCGCCGGUGUGGCUGCCUUUUGACUACACCCAGAACCCUCGGAAAUAUUUCGUUUCUGCCAUGGAAAUUUAUUGUGCCACUAUGAACUAUGCGGGCAGUGGGUCGGGGGCUUUCCUUGUAAUUGGCACGAUGGAACACUUAGUUAUAAGAAUCGAGCACUUGAAAAACAUGUUCCCGGAGAUUUUGAACGAACCCGAUAAGCAAAUUCGGGAAAAACGCUUGAAAAAAUGGAUAGAAUACCAUUUGUCUAUUUUCGAGAUUGGGGAACUCAUGAACGAAACGUACAAGUGGCCCCUAUCUGUCAUCGUCUUAUGUGUCGGGAUUCUUUUUGGUUGCAUUGGAGUCUCCACCAUGCAAUCUGUUUCUUUUCAAAACUCGUCGGUUUUUCUGUUUUUUGGCUGGUUCCAGUCAAUUUUUGUGUUGUGUUUUUGGGGACAACGCCUACUAGAUUCGUGCUUGUCAAUAAGGAAGGCGGUUUACAAUAGCAAGUGGCACGAAAUGGAUGUUUCGUUCCAAAAGUCAGUUCUCAUGAUUUUAAUUCGUUCAGAAAGACCAGUUCUAAUACACGCAGGACCUUUUUCGUACUUGUCUAACUUAUUAGUUCUUGGUGUUUUGCAAACUGCUUAUUCGUAUAUUAACCUCCUUAACGUGGGUUUUAUGCCAUUCCCUUCUCCCUUCGCAAGUCAAGUCCAACAUGACCGAAGACACAGAGCUGCAACUUUGCCUUUCGAGUUGCUACUAUCUAAAACUAUCCCUAAUGUGGCCUCUCAAGGGCGAAAAACCCGACUCGAAAUGGUUCUACUUCCGACUGAUUUUGGGCGUUUUCGCCACCAUCCUCACAUUCGCAGCGCCGGUUUUGAUGCACCUCUAGAAGCUAUGGAAGAGGGCAUGGACAUCAGCGAGGAUCUGGGGAUUUUCGCGGCCAUCAUCGGUCUCGUGACCAUGAUGGUGCUCUAUGUGGUCAAACAAAAGGACCUAUCGUCGCUUUUGCAAGACUUGAGCAACUUUGAAAAAUUCGGCAAGCCGCCAAACUUCGACAAAGUCAACAAGCGGUUAGAUUUCUUGGUAAAGUUCGUGUUCUCGUACGCUAUUUUCGGCGCCGUUGUCUACAACCUGAUGCGAAUUAUCGAGAUCCCGCAUUGCAAAAGAAACCGGAAGAUACGGGAGGUUUGUGGCGUUUUCGUGCCGCUGUGGACCCCUUUCGACGCUGAUUAUCCACCAGUCUUGGUGCUGGUGGCGUCGGUUGUUUUCAUCGUGGUUAUACUCAUCGACAAAGUGACCCUACUUGUGUCUUUGCAAGUUUUGGAAAUUUCGUGUCAUAUUAGACUGCGGAUUGAACAACUGAACGCAAUGAUUUUGAACUGUUUUAAUGGCGACUUGCAGUCCAGCCGGAAACGUCUAAACGACUGCGUUCAAUACCACAUUGAUAUUAUUAGUUAUAGCGAGAGAUUUAACAACUGUUUUACGAACGGAAUGUUCAUCCACCUCGCGACCACCGGAAUUAUCAUCGGUUGUUUGGAAAAUCAAAAUGUUGAAGGCGCGACACCCGGGGGUGUUUUGCACCUUUUCGGGUGGAUUAUCUCUCUUUUCACGUCGUGUUUGGCCGGUCAGAUUUUACUGGAUUCGAGUACGUCUGUGGCAGACGCUUUGUAUAAUUCACAAUGGUACACUGCUGAUGUUAAAUUGAGGAAAAACCUCAUUCUUAUGAUUCAAAGAAGCCAAAAACCGCUUUUUCUCGCCACGGGAGCUUUCAACAUUAUGAGCUUUGCUCUGUUUGUUACCGUAUGACUAGAGGCUUUCGCUUAAUUCACUUCACCGGAUU